AUGGAUGAACAGCCCCAAAAAAAUGUAGAGCUUGAAACUUUUCCCAUCACCAACACUCUCAAAGACCUUUGCUUGAAUAAUAACAUUGCUAGCAUUUCUGGGUCUGAUUCUAGUGUUAGUUCUAGCAAUAAUGGAAGCAGUAGUAGUAGUAGUUUUCAAGAUGUCAACUUCAAUAAGAAUAGUGUUAGUAUCAGUUUGUGUAGUAGUAUUUCGGGGUCAACUAAUAAAAUUAGUGUUAGUAGGGAUGCUGAUUCUGUUCCUACUGACUGUGAAGAGAGUGAAAAGAGUAGUCUUGAUGCAAAUGAAUGUAGUAGUUUUAGGAGUUUUUGUCCAUCAAAACCUCAUAAAGGAAAUGAUAUUAGAUGGGAUGCAAUGCAGUAUGUCAAGGGUAAAGAUGGGAACUUGGGGUUACCUCAUUUUAGGUUGUUGAAAAAGUUGGGGUGUGGAGAUAUAGGGAGUGUUUAUUUAGCUGAGUUAAGAGGGAUGGGAUGUUUGUUUGCAAUGAAGGUUAUGGAUAAAGGGAUGUUAGCUGGGAGGAAGAAAUUGAUGAGAGCACAAACCGAGAGAGAAAUUUUGAGUUUGUUAGAUCAUCCAUUUUUACCAACCCUUUAUUCACAUUUUGAGACUGAGAAGUUUUCUUGCUUGUUGAUGGAGUUUUGCAGUGGUGGGGAUCUUCAUAUACUCCGGCAACGCCAGCCGGGCAAGCAUUUCCCAGAACCGGCAGCACGGUUUUAUGCUUCAGAAGUCCUUCUAGCCCUUGAGUACCUACACAUGAUGGGUGUGGUGUAUAGGGAUUUAAAGCCUGAAAAUGUAUUGGUCAGAGAGGAUGGCCACAUCAUGCUAUCUGAUUUUGAUUUGUCAUUGCAAAGUUCUGUCAAUCCUACUCUUGUGCAGUCCAGUUCCGAUCCAUCAUAUAGAAUCGCUUCAUAUUGUAUUCAGCCAGCCUGCAUUGAUCCAGCCUGCAAACUACCGGUAUGUGUAGAGCCUGCUUGUUUGCAGCCAUCUUGCUUUAAGCCUCGGUUUCUUAGUUCCAAAACAGCGAAGGUGAAAAGUGUAAGAACAAAUUUGGUGAAUUCAGAUACAUUUCCCGUACUUAUUGCAGAGCCAACUAAUGCCCGCUCCAUGUCAUUUGUUGGGACCCAUGAAUAUUUAGCUCCUGAGAUAAUAAGAGGCGAUGGUCAUGGGAGUGCUGUUGAUUGGUGGACAUUUGGUAUUUUCUUGUAUGAAUUACUGCUGGGAAGGACUCCAUUUAAAGGCAAUGGCAAUCGGGAGACAUUAUUCAAUGUGGUUGGUCAGUCCAUAAAAUUUUCAGAGGGAUCUUCUAUCAGUUUUGCCGCAAAGGAUUUAAUCCGCGGUCUGCUUGUGAAGGACCCCCGAAAGAGACUAGGGUUCAAAAGAGGUGCCACAGAGAUCAAGCAGCAUCCUUUCUUUGAAAGUGUUAAUUGGGCUCUUAUCCGCGGUACACAUCCUCCAGAAGUCCCUAAACCUAUGGAUAUCUCAUUUCUAAGUCAAGCAUUUAAGUCAUCCUUGCCUCCAAAUGAUAAGGGAGCCACAGACUUAGACAGGUCAUCUGGUCCAUACUUAGAUUUUGAAUUUUUCUGAAUUUUG
This is a messenger RNA of Durio zibethinus, 1608 nucleotides long. Its product is annotated as serine/threonine-protein kinase D6PK-like. Gene Ontology annotation, molecular function: ATP binding; protein kinase activity. Gene Ontology annotation, biological process: protein phosphorylation. The record is from RefSeq and is a predicted model, not a curated record. Lineage: Eukaryota; Viridiplantae; Streptophyta; Magnoliopsida; Malvales; Malvaceae.